Molecule: messenger RNA, 3150 nt
Organism: Acyrthosiphon pisum (pea aphid)
Lineage: Eukaryota; Metazoa; Arthropoda; Insecta; Hemiptera; Aphididae
Exons: 4
Coding region: 293-2818 (841 amino acids)
Source: RefSeq, a predicted model, not a curated record
GAAACCAUAAUAUAUUAUAGUAACCAAGUACAAACAAGUCUCUUCCCUAUGCGUGAAGUGUGUACAAUGUACAUCAAUACCAUACCUAUUGUUCUGUGCCAAUACCACUACUACUAGUCUGUAUGAAAACUAUUUUCAUAAUUAAUAUGAUAGUCUUAUUAUAGUCAUAAAAAUCAUAACUCAUAUUCUGUGUUUGUACUACUAUUAUAUAUUUUAAUUAGUGUUCUGUACGACUGUACCCCCGAUGUAGAUACAAUUUUUUCUAUAUCGUGUCUGUAUUCUGUACCAAUGUAUGGCAAAGAUUCAAGGAGUGCGGACCAAGUACGAAUUAUACCAAUUCAAGAUGAGCAACCAAACAAGUACAACUGAGUCAACAUUUAAAAUGCCUAUGGCACCUCCAGUUUAUCCUUCUCAAUCUGAAACAUUACUUUUUCAAGACAUUAUAGAAGAGAAAACUAUUGCACUUCAUAAUAUAUUGAAUGAAUUUUUGAAAGUGCAUCCUUAUCGUAAAUUUGAUAUUGAAUUUAAUAUGUUUUUAAAACGUGUAAAACACAUUAUCAUUGAUGGCCAUCGUGCUGGUGCUAAUGUCUCUCGGAUUACUAAUUCAUCACAUAUCGCUCCACUUUACUCUAGGCCAUCAGCAAGUUUCAAUUACAGGCCAUCUACAAGUUAUAACUAUAGACCACCAACCACUAUGUCAAUGGUUAGUUCUAGUGACCAUAGCAUGUUAAGAUUACCAGUAAAUAAUUUUCAAUCCAUUCAAUCUAGCGAAUUUUCAAAUCCAUUUAAACCACCAGAUUGUCUUCAACCUAAAGUGAUACCAUUCGUAUUAUCUCGUAUUGAACAGUCAAACUGUAUUUCUCACGAGUCACCUUCCACAAGUUCCACAGUUAUGACAGUAAGCCAAAAUCAUAAUGUGACUGUUGAAGAAAAUAAUACUCAUGAAAUUUCUCAGCAAUCUAAAUCUCUAUCAACAAAUCAACCAACUGCACGUAAUACAUAUUCUGAUGUAACAUUUGAAGAGAAUAAAUCAGUAUCUGAAUCACAUAAAAAUGAAAACAUAAAUUAUGAUAAUAAUUCAAUUGAAUCACUUCUUGAAGAUGUUGGAUUAACAGAAAAUAAAAAUGAGACCUCAAAAAAGAGUAAUGCAAGUCAACAUCAUAACAAUGAAUUAAAUGUAUCAGAAAAUGUUGAAAAAUUCUUAUCUAUGUGGUCUUUAAAUAUGAAACUAAUCAAAUCAUCAGAACAAUCAUCUAAAUAUGUUUUAAUCUUAACUGGAAAUUUGUUGGGAGAAGAUAAGCAGACAGUUGUUGAAAAGCGUCAUGAAGCUGGCAUUUUCGAAGGCAGAAAAGAAAAUAGUUUAGUUAAAACGAAAAAUGGACUAUACCGUUUGGUUGGCAAUAUAAUCGGUGGAUCACCUAACAAACUAUAUCAAACAUGUGUAUCUGUCAAUGGCAUUCCAAGAACAUGGAGAAAAAUUGUGACAGAACUAACUGAGGUUGAAAAUAAAACAAAACAUAUGUUUGAUUUUUCAAUAAGUUCCCCUGCAGGACCAAUAAAAUCUGCUGUGAAUCUUGAUACAAGUAUGACCAGAAAAGGAACAACUUACAGUAAAAAUAUGACGCUUGCAAAUCACAAAACAAAUUUAAAAAGAAAAUCGUCUGAAUAUGGUGAAACUGAACAUAAUAAAAUCAAACAUCGUAGAUUCUGUGAACAAACGCCAUUAUUACUAGCAUCCACACCAAAAAAACCAAAAAAACAGCCCACUAUGUUUGAAACUCCAAGUCAAAUUUUGAAAAAAAAGAUAAGUCAGAAUCUAAGCAAUAAUCCAAACAAACGACAAAAGCUGGAUAGUGUUAACGAUUCUAUAAAUAUAAACAAAAGAAGACAAUCUCAAUUGAAAGAACAGACAAACAUAUUUUUGAAGCCAAAAACACCUGAAAAAACAUCUAUAAGUAAUAUUAAUAAUACAAAACAUACCAAUCAAACAUCAAUAAAUAAAUCAAAAAUGUUGUACAGUUGUAACAGUAGUGCUGCAAAAUCAAAAAAUAAUACACUAGAAAACUCAUCUGUAACCAAAAACCAUACCAAGCAACAAUUUAAAAUGAAAACAACUAUAAACUCCAUCAAUAGCAGUAUAGACAAAUCUAAACUUAAAACGAGUUUACUUUCCAAAUCUAAAGAAAAUGAAAAAACCAUAAAGCACACAACACCACAAAUACUUAAAAAUAAAACAGCUAUAAAACAUGUAAGCAUUGUGAAAGAAAUUAAAAAAAAAAAUAUUUCACCGUCAGCAAUUGCUCUCAGUAAAAUUAAUAACAAAUGUGUUAAGGCAAUCAGAUCUAAGACAAACAAAUGGGAUGACAGUUUGAAUGGUGAUACACAUAAAAAGUUGAAAAGAGAUAAAUCUAAAACCAAACAUAUGAAUUGCAACAGAUUAUCAACAGAAUUGGACCUUUUUGAUUGUGUAGACCAUGCUGAUUAUGGUAAUGUCAGUGAUUAUAAUGUUAUGGCAUCUCCAGGGAAAUUAAGUGUAGCAUCAGGUAAUGACCAAUCCAGGAGUGUAACACCUCCAUUGUUCAGUUAUCAAUUGAACUCAACCACCAAACCUUCAGCUAUUAGUGAACCACCCACCCCACUGAGUAAAUCAAUUGAGGCCAAAGCAUUGAAGCGAGUCAAAGCUCCCAAAAUUACACUGGAAGAUGAAAUGAAAUACAACAAAAAACUAAAUACCAAACGAUCCAUUGAUUUCAAAACAGCCUCAAAUAAAAUAAACAAAAUGUUGGAAUUUGGAAAUGACGAAGAUGAAGAAGAUUAACCAUUUUUUUUUUUUUUGUACUUUUGAUGAAAUUUUUUUUUUAAUAACUGAUUUUUGCAAUCAUUUAACAUAAUUUAUGAUCAAUUCAACUUAUUAUUAAUUACAUCCAUUGUCUUUUUAAGAAUUGCUAAUUUAUAAAUAUUUAAAUAAUAAUGUCUCGAAAAAGUAAAGCUUCACAUUGAGAAGGAUAAACUGAAGGUGCCCUAGGCAUUUUAAAUGUUGUAUCAGUUGUACUUGUUUGGUUGCUCGUCUUGAAUUAAUAGAACUAAAAAAAUAAAAACCGUUAAUACAUAAACGAAUGAAGAAUGAAAAUUAUAUUUUUUACUACUUUA